Molecule: messenger RNA, 3513 nt
Organism: Lingula anatina
Lineage: Eukaryota; Metazoa; Brachiopoda; Lingulata; Lingulida; Lingulidae
Product: diacylglycerol kinase delta
Biological process (GO): phospholipase C-activating G protein-coupled receptor signaling pathway
Cellular component (GO): plasma membrane
Molecular function (GO): protein binding; ATP-dependent diacylglycerol kinase activity
Source: RefSeq, a predicted model, not a curated record
CCUGGUAUUGAGCAUCGCGCAAUGAUGUCAGGACAGCAUCACUGGUACGCAUGUUCGCAUGCACGACCAACGUACUGUAACGUGUGCAGGGAAGCUUUGUCUGGUGUCACGUCCCAUGGACUCUCUUGUGAAGUCUGUAAGUUUAAGGCCCACAAAAGGUGCGCCGUGCGUGCGAACAGUACGUGUAAGUGGACCACGCUGGCUGCGGUGGGAAAAGAUAUCAUCGAGGAUGAGGAUGGGGCCAUCUCGAUGCCCCACCAGUGGUUGGAAGGGAACCUCCCAGUGAGUGCCAAAUGUGUAGUUUGUGAUAAAACAUGUGGCAGUGUCCUCAGGUUACAAGACUGGAGAUGUCUCUGGUGUAAAGCUAUGGUCCAUACCUCUUGUCGGGAGACGUACCCCAAGCGAUGCCCCCUAGGGCAGUGUCGUGUGUCUAUUUUGCCACCAAUAGCCAUUAACAACAUAGACUCGGAUGGCUACUGGGAGGCCAUGAGACCCCCAGGGACCAGCCCCCUACUUGUGUUCAUUAACUCUAAAAGUGGGGACAACCAGGGGGUGAAGUUCUUGCGACGGUUCAAGCAGUUGCUGAAUCCUGCUCAGGUGUUUGAUCUCAUGAAUGGAGGGCCAAAAGUGGGUCUUCGCCUAUUCCAAAAUUUUGACCCAUUCCGCAUCCUGGUAUGUGGUGGUGACGGCAGCAUGGGCUGGGUGCUGUCGGAAAUAGACAAGAUGGAGCUUCACAAACAGUGUCAGGUUGGAGUGCUCCCCCUGGGUACAGGCAAUGACUUGGCCCGUGUGUUGGGAUGGGGCGGUGCCCUGGAUGACGACACGCAACUCCCUGCCGUGCUGGAGAAACUCGAACACUCUCAGAUUAAAAUGCUGGAUCGCUGGUCAAUCAUGACUUAUGAGGCCUCCAUGCCGCCGCCAAGGUCGUUACUGAUGCAGGCAGACCCUAUCUCGGUGUACGAAGACUCCGUGGCCAAUCAUUUAUCUAAAAUACUGCAUUCCGAUGACCACGGGGUUGUCAUUCACUCUGCCAAAGUCCUGUGUCAGACAGUGAAGGACUUUGUAGCCACAGUGGGCAAGGCAUACGAUGACCAUGAAGAAGGUGAAGAUUCUAUCUCUAACAAGUGUACAAUAUUGAAUGAAAAACUGAAUUCCUUGCUACAAACUUUAAGUGAGGAAGCCGCGGCCAGUGAGUCACAGUCCAAGCACAAAAAAUCUCAACAGUCCUCUCAUGUGACCUCCCAUGUGACCUCCCAUGUGACCUCUGACCCAAGCUGUGAUACAGAGGACCCGGAACAUUUGGAGCAAGACAUUGUUCCAGAGGGGAUCACAAAACCAAAGAAUAUCAAAUCAGCUAUUUUCAAGCCUCGUGACGCACUGAUGUCCAGAGCAAACAGCUUGAAGAAGGCCAUUAGACAAAUCAUUGAACACACAGAGAGAGCUGUUGAUGAGCAGAAUGAACAAACAAAAGUCAUGGAGGAGAAGCUGGCCCACCUGACAAUCACGCCCCCAUCGCCUAUGCACAUCUCUGACCUGGCACAUUUAGCAGCAGACAAUCGUGGUCGCACCUCGUCGACGGGGUCACGCACAUCCCAGUCCCAGUCUAUGAUGAACCUCUCAGUUCCGCCUAAAUAUUCCCCAGCCGUCUCACCAAAACUGAGUAGGUCACCUGGUGCAGCAAAGAAAAGAAUUGAGUCUUCUAAAUCCCCCUCCAUGGCCUCGAGGCGAAUUAGCUCUAUGAGCACCUUUAACCGGUCUGCUAGUCUGGGCUCAAACCUGUGCACGCGCGACCGCAGCCCAGAGAGUUCUCCACUACCCUUACCCACUCUGGGUGCACCUGUCUUUCCUAUGCUCCCAAGUCUCAGUAGUGGUAUCGCCAGCAGUCUGGCUGGCGGCUCCUUCAUCAGUAAAGUGUUGCUGGCCAAUGCUGACGCCCUGUGUGCUGCUGCCUCUCCACUAAUGGAGGAAGAGAUCUCACUGGAGGAAUAUACUGAAAAGUGUGUGAUGAAUAAUUACUUUGGUAUUGGACUGGAUGCUAAGAUUACUCUGGAGUUUCAUAUCAAACGAGAAGAACACCCAGAGAAGUGCAGAAGUCGCACCAAGAACAUCAUGUGGUAUGGAGUUCUAGGGGGUAAGGAAAUAUUGUCAAAGACCUUCAAGAAUCUGGAGCAGCGUGUCCAGCUCGAGUGUGACGGACAGCGUAUACCUCUACCUAGUCUGCAGGGAAUAGUGGUGCUCAACAUUCCAAGUUAUAUGGGCGGUGCAAACUUUUGGGGUGGAACCAAAGAAGAUGAUAACUUCAGUGCCCCAUCAUUUGAUGACAAAAUCUUGGAAGUAGUCGCAGUAUUUGGCUCUAUGCAAAUGGCGGUCUCCAAAGUGAUUAACUUGCAGCAUCACAGAAUAGCACAGUGCCGGACAGUGAAAGUGACCAUCAUGGGGGACGAGGGGGUCCCAGUCCAGGUGGACGGCGAGGCGUGGGUUCAGCCCCCUGGGUACAUCAAGUUCACUCACAAGAACAGAGCUCAGAUGCUCACAUGGAGUAGGUCCUUUGAGAGCACGCUGAAAUCAUGGUCUGAGAAACAGAAAAGAGAAGAGAUUAUUCAGGAAAGCCAUUUCUCUCCUUACCUGACUGAGGAAGAAACCAACAUACUGCAGACCUUUGUGGAGGCAACAGCAAAUGUCAUCAGAAGUGUAAAGAUAGCCUCUAUAUGUCACAGUUCUGUAGAACAAGAGCUCUACCACCUGGCCACCCAGGCAUCCGGUUUCCUUGACAGACUCUAUCCUGCAGGAAAACUGGCAGAGCCGGAUCGUGGGAUCAGUGAGGCUUUUCAGCCCACAAUCAGAAGUCAGGUGUCAGAUCUCGUCAGCAGUGUGCGACUACUGUGCCAAGAAACCAGCCUCUUUUUACAAGAGAAGGCAACUGAAUGUCGUCUGCGGUCUGACAAUGCGGAAAGUUUGUCCAGCUCCGUGGCAGCAGUUGAAGUAGAGCUCAAGAGAGUGGUCGAAAUUGGAGGUCUGGCUCACUUCCAGGCUUUAGAAGAAGAGUUGCAGGUGCCACCAGAACAACACAAGACAAAGACCAAGACGGGAAUGUUUCGACUCUUUAAGAAAGGAGGGAAGUCAAAAGAGAAACCAAAUCUUUCAAUAGCACCUGUGUUAAAUGUCCAUGAGUGGGGUCCUGAGGAGGUGGCACAAUGGUUGAGCAGUGUGGGCCUCGGGGAGUACAAGGACAGCUUCAUCAGCCAUGACAUCCGCGGGAGAGAGCUCCUGACUCUGGAGCGAAGAGAUCUCAAGGAGCUAGGAGUGACCAAAGUGGGGCACCUGAAGAGGAUCCAGCAGGGGAUAAAGGACAUCAGUAACAGAAUGUCCUCGCUGGACAAACACGCCACUGUGUUAUGACAACUACUCAAGCCUCCGCUGCCACCCUGGUGGCUUACCCUGGGGGCACUGAAAGAGGAACAUUUUGAGCAAGAAGCGGAUGUGUAUUAUUAAUCCCACGAUUCCCACUGUUAA